This is a messenger RNA of Lutzomyia longipalpis, 792 nucleotides long. It is a transcript of the gene JTBR, whose product is annotated as protein JTB. Gene Ontology annotation, biological process: mitotic cytokinesis. Gene Ontology annotation, cellular component: midbody; cytoplasm; membrane. The record is from RefSeq and is a predicted model, not a curated record. NCBI's taxonomy places the organism in Eukaryota, Metazoa, Arthropoda, Insecta, Diptera, Psychodidae. The transcript is spliced from 4 exons. Bases 167 to 616 code for a protein of 149 amino acids.
AUAAUUUGUCAUCAUCAAAAAAUAAACAUUCAGAGAAAGUUUUGGAGAAAAUUCUUUAAUUUCCUAAUCAAAUAAAACAAUUUAAAGAGAUUUUCCGUGAAAAUUGCAAUAAAAUGGACUUUGUUGUGAAAUAAAAACACACCUGGCUUUGCAAGAAAAGGAAGAAAUGAUUGAGACGUGUCCUCGUCGUCGGAUGAUCACUGGGAUAUCCUUCCUGGUUAUAUUGACGACAUUGGUGUUAAUAAUUGAAUCCCGAUGGACAGGAUCCCCGAAACCGAAACAUUUUGUCAUUGAGAACAAUUCCACCUGCUGGAUGAAGGAGGAAUACGAGAUAAUUCAAGAUUGCCAUCCCUGCUCAGCUUUUGAGAUUGCCAGCAAAAUCAAAGGAGUCUGCAUUCAUACUCACAACAAGGAAGUCUUGAGGUGCAAGAGUGGAGAAACAGUGUCCCGAAGCUGCGAUAAAGUCGCAUGGAUGGAUAAGAGAAACUUCUGGACAUUUGAGAGUAUCCUUUGUGUCGUUGGUAUCCUCUCAACUCUCGUGUCUUUUUACCGGCAGAAACUCCUGGAUAAAAAGGUAAUGAUGAGAAUUCAGAGGCAGCUGCAUCAGUCAGUUUGAUUCUUAAGCAAAUCCCUCUCAGGACCAAAGCUCUGUGGGAAUUUUCCCAAAUCCUGACAGAAGCUACACAAAUCUCAAACUCGACUGAAUGCAGACUUCCCAAAACAAAUGAUUUUGUAAUUCUUUUUUAAAGAUGUGUGAUCUGUAAAUAUAUUAAUACGCAUUUAGUCAUAAAA